This is a messenger RNA of Pelobates cultripes (western spadefoot toad), 34732 nucleotides long. NCBI's taxonomy places the organism in Eukaryota, Metazoa, Chordata, Amphibia, Anura, Pelobatidae. The record is from the annotation of a GenBank genome assembly.
CAGUGAUCUCUGCACCACUCUCUGUGCCAAGUGCAGGAGUUAAUUACUCAGGCCUGCAGAUAACGUGGAAUUAAGCUCUUAUUGCACCAAAACAGGGCAGCCAUAAAGAACUGUAGAGAUACAACUUCAAAGAAGAGGCAGCUUAACCUCAACCACAAAGAUAUAUCGCACACCACUCUCAGGUAAAAUUAAAGAUGUUGGCUUUGUUAUAUAAAAUAAGAUGUGCAGUUACUGGGUACAUGGACAUUAAAAUGUUCCUGUAGAAAUCUCUCCACGUAAUAUAGAAGUUUCUAAAUGGGCUGAUUCUAAAAUUAUUCAACCAUAGUGUUGCUUAAAUAUGUUAUGGUUCUUUGUCAAAAAGUGGUCCUAAUCCUGAUAUUGAAUGGCUCACUCAUUUAACAUUACAGGCAUUAACGCAUCAUCCUGGUUUUUAAAGGGGAACUGUUACUUCUCAUUUUUUUUUAUAUUAUGUUUACUUAUCCCUAUAUUUAAUAAUUCUGAAUUGGUGAGGUGUAAAAAAUAAAAUAAAGUGUAGAAAUGCACAUGCAUUUAUCCUGCAACUGGACGCCUCCAUCUCCGCUCCCUGUCAAUCAUUGUUAUAGGUUCGGUCCUUUGCACCUGGCAGUCAGCAGACAAAACAUAAAUAAAAGAGGAAAAAGGAUACAGUGUUUCUUCUUCUCCUCUUCAUUUGCAGUGAUUGCCUUGGCUUUUCCUGGUCUAUACUGUUUUAUGAUGUUUUUCGCUUAAUCUUUAAUUUAAAUUUAACAGAAAAGGUUUUGCAUGAGAAAAGUUAACUCAAGCUAUAGGUGAUGUGAAUUCCAGAGAAGUGAUAGUUCCCCUUUUAGAAACAGAUUGUGAUGAUAUAAUGUCUAUUUAUUCUACUAAGAUUCUAUGUAGAAAUACUAAAAUUCAGAAUUCUUUUUAUAACUUCUGACAAUUCACACUUGGAUGAAUAACCCUGAGAGGAGCUGAUUCCUGGAAAAAAAGAACAAUUUGCUGCUUUGCUUAUCUUAUAUUCUUUUUUUUUGUUUUGCUUAGUAAGUAAUCAUGUGGAGUGAGACGUGAUAAAAAAGCGAACUGGUUUACAUUUUAUAGUUGUUGUUUUUUGGACAAAGGUCAAUAAGUCAGGGUUGCAGGGGAUACCGACACAUCAAUUUAAUGAACUAUAAAAAAACUAAUUGUUGACUAGUUACUGACAUCCUUUUAUUUACAAUAUUGUGAUCAGGAAAGAUCUAAUUGGCUUUUCUUUGCACAGAGGAAAUGAUCGCUAUAAGUCCAAGUAACUUGUAAUGACAAUUUUCACAAGAAUACUCAUGAUUUUUCACAAGGAUAUACUCAUAUGAUUUUUAAAAUCUAUAUUUCUACAGUUUACAAUAGUAAUGAGUGUGCUUAACUUUAAAUAGAAUAAUAAGGUGGGUUCAUGGUAGUGUCACUUUACCGACAUCCAUAACUGAGUCAUUUGUAUAUAAGUAGGGGUUUCCUGUAUGAUAUGCUAGUAAGAACAUCACCAACUGGAAUCAUAAGUCAGAAAUAGAGAAAAAGAAUUCAGUCCCACACUCAGUGACCCUGGCAAUCUUCCCUGUUCCCAUUCACCAGAGACACUGCGAAAUGAGUAGAAACCCAGAUACGAUAUCGGGAUUGUAGCUAAACCCACAGGCUGAUAGUACCCUCAAUCUCAGCUUGGCAUCAUAGGAAUUGUAGUCUGCAGCUGGUGGAGUGCUGGAAGUUGCCUAUCCAUGCUAUUAGAAAGAGAAAUCAAAAUCAUUGACAUUUGUAAGUAUUCAGUUAUUCUAUUUCUGUCCUUUUUAACUCUUUCGUUUAGGUAGUUUAUUUUUUUUACCCAAUAUUUUACAUUGAUAUUUACUAAAGUGUGAAUUGUCGAGUAUGCAAAGUAACUUCAAAGAAAAUGUCUAAUUUUAUGCCACAAUAGCCAAAUUGGAAAAAUUAUCCGUCAGCUAUGCUUUCAGUUUAGCUAUUUUCCCUUGUUAUUUGAAAUUCACUUUGAAUUACCAACAAUUCAUACUUGACAUGGUUAUGUGCUAAACACCAAAUUGUUGCAUUAUAAAAUCUGAAUUGCAAAGCUCAGAAUAAUAUAACCAAGGUGUAAAAAUAAAUUCCUAACAGAUUAAUCCUGUUUUCUAACAACCAAGAUAUAGUAAGCGUAACUAUAAACACCAAGAGAACGUAUGACAGUUUACAGUAUAGAAGUAUUCAAGAAGAUUUUGUCUAAGGCAAAGGAAAAGUUUUUUUUACUGUAAGAACAAUCAGGAUGUGGAAUUCUCUGCCUGAAGAAGUGGUUUUAUCAGAGUCCAUAUAGAUGUUCAAAUGGCUACUAGAUGCAUACUUGCAAAAACAGAAUAUUCAAGGAUAUAAUCUUUCAAUGUAGGGUAAUAACUGCUUGAUCCAAGGAUAAAUCUGACUGCCAUUCUGCGAUCAAGAAGGAAUGUUUUUCCUUGCUUGUUGCAAAAUUGUGCUUUUUUUUGCCUUCUUUUGGAUCAACAGCAAAAAACAAAUGUGAGGUAGGCUGAACUUGAUGGACGCAAGUCUCUUUUCAGCUAUGUAACUAUGUAACUAUGUAACUAUAUGUAAUUUUACAAUAGCAACACAAUCUGCAAUCCUUGAGUGACUAUACUGAUAUUAAACAUGCUGCAUAUAAGAUGGGAUGACAGUAUCCAGCUAGAAUGGGAGAUUUACUUAUUAGCAGAGAUACACUAAACAUCAGUGUAUCAAACAUGAAGCCUAGUGUCGGUGAAAAUUAAAAACAUAAAGUGUGACUGUUUUAAAUACCAGCUCUGCUAUGGACUGUCUUUCUGAAUUAGUGACUGGUAGCUAUGCCUGGAGGCUUUUAGCUAGAGAGCGAGGAGUGAGGAAAAUGUGAUAUUUAGUCCGGAUGUGACCUGGGGGUGUACCAGAAACAUGGACAGUAAAUUUCGAUGACACUUUGUGUCUUUCUAACUCUUCUCUUUAUAGUAACAACCCCUGGAUGUUGGGCAACGGUAACAUCCCCAGGACGUACUUGAACGCCAGUGUAAUCUGAAUGUACCUUUCCUGAUGAAAUAUGUUGUUAUUAUUAUUAUUUCUAGCUGGAUAACUAUAUUUACUAAUUGUUUUUCCAACUGUGUUUCUCUUUAUGAGUUUGCUGAUUUAAUAGUGAAAAAUGUAAAUUUAGGAACUUUUGUUGGAUUUGUUAGAUUUGGUGUAAGCAGUAUAACCAUAUAUAUUCAGGAGGAACGUACAUGUUGGAGCUGAGCUUGAUAGGCAGGUCACUGAGAAGGACCACAUAUAAAGCCUAUUAUGACGGUGAUUUCCCCAUAGAGGCAGAACACAAGCGUGAGAAAGGGAGUGUUCUUGAAGUGUAAUUACAGAUGCAGAAGGUGCUUAUGUCUACAAUGUUGAGAGACACAUAUGUAAUUCACUAGGGGUGUCUGUACAUAGAACGGUGAUAGGCUGUUGUAUAUGCUGUGUUCCCGAUGAUGGGAUGUGUCUUGUUAUAUGUAACAGUAUUGACUAUUAGCAUUGUUACAACUGAGCAAUUCUAGACAGGGAUAUCUCCCAUAUAUUGGGUUUCUCUUCAUUUUUAGGGUCCCAGUGCUGGAAUAACCUGGCAAUUCAGACAUACAGAUAUAUAAGCCUGUAUGUCCUUUUGAAUAAUUAUUUUGAUUUAGGUCUCACCUUUAUGUCCCAUAUCCAGUUUAUUGCCAAAGCCUGCUGAUUCUACCUUAAAAACAUUGCUGGCGUCCACACCUUUCUUACCAGAGAUACUACUAAGUAACUUGAUCAUGCUCCCUGUAAUUUCUUGCAUUGACUACUUUAAUUCUCCCCUAAAUGGUCUCUCUAGUCACUAUACUGACUCUCUACAGUAAAUAAAGAAUUCUGCUGUUUGGCUGAUUUUCCUCUACCUAUGGGAACCCAUUCAAAAUAUUAAACCUUACCUACAAACAACUCUACCUCCUCCUCCGAUACAUGCCAUCACUAGUUCAUAGGUACACCCCUUCUUCGGCGCUCCACUCUCCCGGUGACCAUCUCUUCUCCGCUAGUCGUACCCGUACUGCUAACUCGCAAUUGCAGGAAUUCCGCUGGGCAGCUCUGUUUCUAUGGAACAGCUUGCUUUCUCCCAUCAGACUCUCUCCUAGUCUAGUAUCUUAAUCUUUAAGACAUCCCUUAAAACACAUCUUUUCUAGAGAGUCUACGGUCUCUCUGGGUAAAUGUCACUUUUUAAAUCCAUCUAUUACUCUCUAAACUUAACUGCCCUUCACUCUCACAUUCAAAUUCUGCCACUGUCCCACCCUGUCACACACUGACACAUCAGUUCACUAUAACCACUAAAUCGUAUUGUGGUGGUUCUGGAGCCAGCAAGACCCCUUUGUUUUUCAAGAGAUUUAAAACAAAAAAAAAGCAAAAAACAACGGAAACCCAGUACCCAAAGCUUUGGGGUUUUGAGGUUUUGCCUGUUUUUCUGUAGGUAAGUAGAAUUUGGGCUCACGGAUCAUAAUUCACAACCCUCUCUGCCCCACAAAUGAACACAAGCUAAGGAACCCUAGCUGUUGCUAAUUCGAUGAUGUGAGAAGUCUGACAGUGAUUUCAGCAUGGCAAAUGUUCAUGUACCAAUAAAAAUAUUAACUGAAUAAUGAAGAAAGUAAAACUUCCUUGUCAUCACGUCCAAAACUAAUAACUAUUUUAUUUAAUUAUUAUGUAAAACAAACAAACUGCUGAAUAUGUUUCAAAAUGGGCAAGACAGUGAAAAGAAAAUGUUUGAUUACCAUGUUAUUAUAAAUAAAUUACUUUCACUAAACUGAAAUGGUGGAAUUAAAAUGAAAAUAUAAAAACGCAAGCUAAAAUAACCGACUAUAACUAAUUAGUUAGAAUAUUUCUACACAUUUCUGCCGUUAUAUACAAUUAGGAUAAUGGAGAUAGAGAUAGGGGAUCAUCUUGCACCUUUACAUGUGCAGGGAAUAUAAGCAUACGAUGAGAUAUAUGACUGACAAAUCUGAUUACUCCAGACACAAACUUUGUGUAUCACACCAUUUUCACUCAGUCCUCCCAGUCACCAACAAACUGGCUUUGUCCCAGAGUGUCUGGAGGCUAAGAUUAUUAAAGGACCACUAUAGGCACCCAGACCACUUCAGCUCAAUGAAGUGGUCUGGGUGCCAGGUCCCUCUAGUUUUAACCCUGCUGCUAUGUUUCACUGAGGGUUAAUCCAGAAAAUCACAGUGAGAAGACGCUGGACGUCCAUAGGAAAGCAUUGAGUAAUGCUUUCCUAUGGGCAGUUUGAAUGCGCGCGCAGCUCUUGCCGUGCAUACGCAUUUGGAUCUGACGUCAGCAGAGGGAGGAGAGGUCACCAGCACCGAGGGAGCCCAGCGCUGGAGAAAGGUAAAUGGCUGAAUGGGUUUUAACUCCUUCAGUCCAGCGGGACAGGGGCUCUGAGGGUGGGGGUGGACCUAAUGACCCUAUAGUGCCAGAAAAACUAGUUUGUUUUCAUGGCACUAUAGUGGUCCUUUAAGCACACGUCUAAUGAUAUUUUAAUUAAGCUCAUGUACAAGCACACCAGCAACACCAACGGGGUUAUUCACCAAAGUUUGAAUUCAAAGUGAAUUAGUAUUUGAGAUUUCUUUCCAAGUUAGCUAUGUUUGCCUUAAAUUUGAAAUUGGCUGUGAAUUCUCACUGUAGUGAAUAACCCUUGUAACUGACAAGCAGUCAUCCCUUUGUUGGCUAAUUGUAUUAUAGGCCCAUCCACUGAUUCAUUUUCUGUCCCAAUAUUAGAGUUGUCAAAGUAGGGAGCCGUGUUACCCACUAAUCUAGUGUAUAAAAUGUUUAUUUUGUAUUCUGUGAGGUAACUCUUAAUAGAUUUUUUUCCCAUAGCUAUUUUUUCUCAUUUUAGUGACUUUUUUUUCUUCCAGUAUAUCUACUGUUGCCCACUAAGUCUGUGCCCUAAGAUUCCAGUUGCAAUGUCAAAGUCACAGAUGACUACAUGCUGGGUUACUCACUAAACACUUGAUUUUGUCUGAAUGGAAAAUGACCAAAUUCUUACCACAUUGGUAAUUCACAUAUUUACUAAAUCCAAAUGAAGUCAGGAUAUGGUCGUUUUGACCGAUUCUGUAUCAUUUGUCAGGAAAAUCAGUUCUAUGUGAACGACUAUAAAACAUAUAAACCGGACAUUUACCUACUGAAUAUAAACCAAACACAUUCUCCAACAUGUGCAUUAACAAAAUAUAAUGCACUUGCUUUUUGCUGGUGAAUGAUAAUUCGAAGUGCUAUUUGCCUGGCAGUGCUAGUAGCUGGCAGACAAAUAGAUUUUAAAAAAAAACCUUAACAAUGCAAGGGUAAAGCAGGGAUAGCCUGCCCCCAUAUUAAAAAAGUAAAAUAAAUAAAUCAAUUAUAUUACUAUAAGAGAAGUUUUAGACCUCCCUAUGACCAAACCUGCCAUGCGUACUGAUUAGAAUGAGUCUUGAUACCCAGUAGCUGAAGAAGUAUUGUUUGGUAGACAGAAAAUCGGUCCAGAUCACAUUUUUGUUUUGUGGUGUUCCCCCUUCCCUUCUUUUGUUUAUGUUUGCACUUAUUUCCCUUACACACUUAGUUUUUUUUGUCCUUCUGCCAUGUAUAUUAAUUGUUACAAUAAGCCAGCAUAUUCAAUGAAUGUUUCCUGCCGAUGUUCCUGGCAACAUUUGGGAUUGCGGUCCAUUUUUUUUUUUUUGCAACUGAGUAUGUAUGUUCUGGUGAGUAGAAUCAUUCCCUUCAGGCUAUUUUCUGUAAACACUGCCUUUUCAGAAAAAAUGCAGUAUUUACAUUACAGCCUAAAGGAGGCAUAGGCAACCUUCAGCACUCCAGAUGUUUUGGACUACACCUCCCAUGAUGCUUUACCAGCAUUAUGGGUGUAAGAGCAUUUUGGGGGAUAUAGUCUACAACAUCUGGAGUGCCAAAGGUUGCCUAUCCCUGGCCUAGAGAUAACUCCACUGGCCACUCCUCCGAUGGCUACUAGAGGUGCUUCCUGGGGCAGCACAGUGUGCAGCAAUGCCAUUCAGUAUCUUCACCCUCUGCAUGGAGACACUGAACUUUCCUCAUAGAGAUGCACUGAUUCAAUGCAUCUCUAUGAGGAGAUGCUGAUUUGGCCAGGGCUGUGUUUGUGCUGGCUCUGCCCCUGAUUUGCCACCUUGACAAUCUCAGCCAAUCCUAGCAUUGUGAUUGGUUCAGACCACCACUUCUGAUGAUGUCAACAUACAGUUGGCAGAUCAGAGGCAGCAGCUGCAGACUUGAAUACAAGUUAGAUUCUACUAUAUUUAGGGGGCGUGGAGGUGCCCGGGUGACUACAUGGUGGUUUUAACACUAUAGGGUCACCACAGGGUUUGGGUUCCUAUCGUUAUAGUGUUCCUUUAAGGUAAAACAUUCUGCAAAUCAACUAUGCUUCCAGUUUGGCUAUUUUGGCAUUAAAUUUGAAAUUCACUUUUCAUUCUCACUUAAGAGAAUGACCCUGUAAAAGUCAAUUGAAAGGGGCUCUAUGGCCUCAAUAUAUAUUUUUUCAUGUGUAAGACUGUUUUUUCAAAAAAUCUUUGUCUAAAAUUUGGUGUCGUUUUAUACACAGAAAAAUACGGUAAUUACUUUGAAUCAGCAUCAUUGAUUAUUCCAUUCUGUUAGUUUUAUACUGAAUGGAAUUAAAUCAAAACCUAUGUCGGCCAAUUUGAUUUGUUGACAUUUCUUUCCAAGUUAGCAAGUGCAGAAAUCUACUUCCCAGUUGGUGCUUUUCUAAUUAAAAUUCAUUUAUUUGAAGAUCAGCUCAAUUUACUGCUGGUUCAACUAAUGUUGUGUGCUACUCCCAGUAAGUCACAGUUCCUGUAAUAAUGAAGUUUAUCACUGAACACUGUUUUUGUUUUUAAGAAAUCUGAAAAGGAAGUUGUAAAAUUUAGUCAAAAACAGAUGAGCUAAUAUUUAACAAUUCAGUUCAGUUUGCUGUUUCAGGAUUGUCAAGUCACAUAGUUUUCUUGUAUGAUGCAUGGUCAUCUACUCAGACACCCGGUAUCAAGAGGACUCAUAGAAAGUGUGCCAAAACCACACAAAUCUGGACAUGUCAGCAGCACUCAUCAUAUAAACAGCCUGUCGUCAUGGCACAUAUGUAUAUAGACAUAUCGCUCCCACCGCUAAUUGCAUCAUGAAUAUACCUAUCUAAUGUCACUGCCCCUUCCUCUUCUGAUAUCAGACCUGCCAUCUUGACAGGUACGCUCUUUAGUGAAUAAACCCUUUAGCUCACUUAUGUAAGAGUGGGCUUACAACAGGAUUCUCCAAUUUAACUAUUUUGGAAUAUCUUUUUUUCCAUUCCGUUAUCAUCUGGCUGUUUUACUGCUAACUAUAGUGGAUUUAUUCUCAGUGGUUUGUUAAAAAAAACCCUCAUCAACCACAAUAAUAAAACCAUUGACGGGUGAAAUGAAAAACAUUGAUUAUAUCAUUACAAUGGAACCUGUCGUAGUUGGGAUAUACAAGGCAGCAAGUGAUCAGUCAGUUCAUAAAGUUCAUGUGUUGGAAGCAGGAAAAAUGGACAAGUGAAAGUUCUGAGUGAUUUUGACAAGGGUCAAAUAGUGAUGGCUAGAUCACUGGGUCAGAGCAACUCUAAAACAGUAAGUCUUGUAGGGGGGUUUCCAUUAUGUAGUGGUUAGUACCUACCAAAAGUGGUGCAAGGAAGGACAACCAGUGAACUGGCAUCAGCAUCAUGGGUGCCCAAGGCACAUUGAUGAAUGUGAGGAGCAAAGGCUAGCCCACCUGGUCUAAUCACAAAGAAGAGCCUCUGUAGCUCAGAUAGCUGAAAAAAAAUAUUUUGGCCAUGAUAGAAAGGUGACAGAGCACACAGUGCAUCACAAUUUUCUGUGUAUCGGUCUACAUAGCCCUAGAUCAGGUCAGAUUGCAGAUGAUGAUCCUUGCCACCUCCAAAAGUGUUUUCAGUGGGGACAUGAGCAUCAGAACUUUACAAUGAAGCAAUGGAAGCAGGUUGCCUGGUCUGAGGAGCUAUUUCCUUUAGAUCAGGUGGAGGCUGGGUGCAAUUGUGUUGAUGAACUAUGGGAAAAAGGCAAUGUUAUACUAUUAACAAUGUCCUGCAUCCUGUCACACUGCCUAAAUUGUUCAGAAAUGGUUUGAAGAACAUGACAAAGAGUUCAAGCUGUUACCUUGGCCUCCAAAUUCCCCAGAUCUCAAUCUGAUUGAUCUGUGGGGUGUGUUAGAACAAAUCUGAUCCAUAGAGGUCCCACCUUCCAGCAGAUCAUGUCUUGGACUUAAAGGAUCUGCAUCUAUCGUCUUGGUGACAGAUACCACAGGACACGUUCAGACGCAUCACACCAGUUUUGGCAGCACAAGAGGACCUACAAGAAAUUAGGUGGAUUUAAUGUUGUGACUGAUCAGUGUAUGUAUUGUGGACAACUGACAAGGACAUUUCAAAUUUUAAGUCAAAUAACUGAACUGGAAAACUAUAAUUUCGCGAUGAUUUCUAUUUUAAGUGAAUUAAUAUUAUUUAAGUUAUAUAGUAUCAGCAUAUUACAUAACACUUUGCAAUAAUACAUUGGGGAGAUAAAAAAAAUAGUAUUGGCAUACAAAGUUAUUUUGACAGAAACUAGGGGUUGAGAGGGUCCUGCACGCAAUCUAAGAAUAACCUUGACCCUUAACAAAAUUUGACUAUGAUGGUAUUGAGGAAAUAAAUACCAAGUGAUAGACUAGUAAGCGGUUAUUAUGUGGAGAUUUUCUGGGGUAUUCUAGAUAGUAGUUCUCAAGUAUAAUAAGGCAUAAAACUCAUCCAAUAAUUAGUCAGCAACAAUGCAACGUUUUAGAUAAAUUAUCUCCUAAUUCUCAAUCAAUCAUUCUCCUUAAAUGUAUGUGAAAAAUUCUACAUGACUUUAAUUCAGGCUGUAUAUCAGAUUUCAAAAGACAACAGCACACAUGCCUAAAAUAUUUUCAUAAUAUGUAAAUUACCUGACUUGAGGGAAUACCUGAAAUUGUAAACGUUUUUGGAUUAAAUUCAAAGUACUGCACAAUUCAUUACUCCAUGUGUGGCCAGCUGGAUUGAAACAUUUUAAUGUGCUUUGAAGAUAAAAGGGAUUUUGAUUAUGAUUGUAUCUGUAUAAAGCUGUAUAAUGUUUUAGCAACAAUGAAUUUGAGAACUUUUUUUUUUCUAAAGAGGAACUUUAUAACAUAAGGACAUUUUGUAGUGACGCCUUUAACCUUUAAUAAACAAUCCCUGCCUUUGCCUGUGGUAAAAAAAUGAAACCAUGGCCCUGUUGGUAAAGGGCAAGCGGAUAAACAAAAAUAUAUCUAACAAUGCAAUUUCCUACACGCUCACACACACCAUGACUUAGCUAAAUUUAUAAAGGAACAGAGUUCACAGCUCUCUAUUACGUCAAGGUAACACUAAAAGUGUUAUUCAAAGUGAAUUUCUAAUUUAAGGCUAAAAUAGCUCAAAUGGAAGCACACCUGACUUGGAAAAUGUGUCUAGUUCAACUAUUUUGACCUUGAAUUUGAAAUUCACUUCAAACACCUGACAAUUCUCACUUUAGUGUCCUAUUGUAUUUUACACCCCACCUCCUAUAGAUUGUAAGCUUGUUUGAGCAGGGUACUCUUCAACAUAUCGUUCCUGUAAGUUUUCUUGUAAUUGUCUGUUUAUAGUUAAAUCCCCCCUCUCAUAAUAUUGUAAAGCGCUACGGAAUCUGUUGGCGCUAUAUAAAUGGCAAUAAUAAUAAUAAUAAUAAUAGUGAAUAAUCCUCAAACUUUGUAAUUUUACACUAAGUUAACAGAGGAUUUAAUGAGUUUAAAUUAGUGAGUUUCUAGCCUGUCAACUAGUAGAAAAUGGUAUUCACUCAACUACACUAUUAGUUUGAGCAUCUAUAUUUUUGGUCAUGGUUACAACCGAGGCUACUGGCCAUUAAUACGUUUUAUUUUAUUAAUGUCCAUGAGCCAUUUGAAUACUGGGUAGAUCUCAGCUCGCAGACAAGGCCCUCUUUAUCUUUGAUGUGGGUAUGUGUAUAUACCCCCCAAUUGUACAGCAUGUAAGACAUGUUGGUGCUUCAUAAAUGCCAGUAAUAAUAUUGAGGAGACAUAUAAGAAUGUCAUGGGUCCAUUGAACAAGUAGUAAUGUUAUAUUGCUCUGCAAUAACGGGGGUAUGUUAAUCCAAGAUGUAAACACUGUUAGCACUCUUUGCAAGCUCUGACAGAGCCACUGGUGGCGGCAUGGCUCAUGGGUGGAGCUGGGAAUUGGCAAGUUGCCUUCUGUCACACCUUAAUUUCUUAACAAUUAUAUCACAAAAGUACACUCUGGCCUGAAAGACAUGGGAACAAUAUACACAAGAUUGCAAAAUCUUAUCGAGAGGCUUUUGUCACUCUGCGGACCCACAGUAUGGGCCUCUUUUUUUAUCAUGUGCCUACCAUGGCAACUGUAUAUGUGUCUCCAUAUUCAGAACAUGUAAGAGGUUUUACAACUGAAAUAUAAGCCUUUUCAUAGCAUUUGAACCAUUUUAAAGGGACACUAUAGUCACCAGAACAACUACAGCUUAUGUAAUUUGUUCUGGUAAGUAGAAUCAUUACCUUCAGGCUUUUUGCUGUAAACACUGUCUUUUCAGAGAAAAUGCAGUGUUUACAUUACAGCCUAGUGAUAACUUCACUGGCCACUCCUCAGAUGGCUUUUAGAGAUCCUUCCUGGGUCAUGGCUGCCUAAAAUGCAUCCAAACAUUCAGUGUCUCAUCCCUCUGCAUGCAGACAUUGAACUUUCCUCAUAGAGAUUCAUUAAUGAAAUUAAUCUAUAUAAGGAGAUGCUGAUUGGCCAGGGCUGUGUUUGAAUCAUGCUGGCUUUGCCCCUGAUCUGCCUCUUUGUCAGUCUCAACCAAUCCUAUGGGGAAGCAUUGUGAUUGGAUCAGGCCACUUCUGAUGAUGUCAGCAGACUUUUUUUUUUUUUUUUUUAGGCAAACAGCAUGCAGAUCUACAGCUUCAGGCUUAAAUACAGUAAGAUGUUGAUAUAUUUAUGGAGGCAUGAGGGGCCCAGGAGGGCUAGAUGGUGGUUUUAACACUAUAGGGUCAGGAAUACAUGUUUGUGUUCCUGACCCUAUAGUGAUCCUUUAAUGUUUUUUUUUUUUCUUUUUUCACAUGUCUCUUUCUUAUAUGCAAUUUCUGGUGGGUAAUAUUGUCCUCAAAAGACUAAAUAGCUUUGUAUAAUAAUGGUCAAUUUCAUUUGUGAAGAUCAAGGGAUUUAUUCCAUUGGAGCUACUAACAAUUCAACAGAUCUGGGUGGGGGUUUCUCUUCCAGUUUUUCUAUUACCCUUAAAACUAGCAUUCUAGUAGCAUUUCUCCACAAUAUCCAAGUUAAUUAAUACAUUCCGAGAAUUAACCCAUGUGACGGAACGCUGGCACUCCGACUGAGUACCUCCGCCAAUCGAUGCUCCUAGCGCUUGCCGAGGACUCCAAGCACUCCAACCGACACCAUCAGCACUGCAGACCCCACUUCCAGCGAUGCAACUGCGCUGGGGUCUCUGCUGUCUCCACCCACCCUGGACCCAAGGCCAGGAUCCAGCUUCCAGUGGGUGAACCUCUCUUUCCCCAGAGUACAGGAAUAAGCUCUUAGCAGAACUUAGUGAUCAUACCCUGGGGAGUAUAGUGAUUACAGCAAUCCCCAGAGUGUAUUUCUCCAAUCCCCCAAACAUGAGCCAAGGCUUAAUGCUGGAACAAGACUGAUUCACUGGCACACAGAACCCACAAUUUAUGCAACACAAAACUCCUCCUCUGGGCCAGGCUAGACAAUUGAGUUUCCACAAUACACAAAGCUCAAUUAUCUGCUGGCCAGAAACAAUACAGUUUCACAAAACACACAGGGACCCCAAAACAUGCAAUAACCCCAUAAAAAGUAUAUCAUUGGAACCGGGGGAUCUGGGUGAACCACGCAUCCAAAAUUCACCCAGAUCCGUUCAGUACUUUGGAAAAUACAGUUCAAUGCAGACUCUGCAGAACAUAUACAGGCUAAAUGAAAAACAAUCACUGUACAAUGUGUCCCCUGCUGCACAGUCCAAAACCACUGCAUGAUGUCUCCGCGCACCAAACACUGGCAAGACGGCACCGUGUCGAAAAGUCCAAACAGUGUCUGUGAGUUAAAAUGGCCGCCAUCCAUUGUUCUCACCAUGUGCUUCUGAUACAGGAAAUGGUGGCCACCCAGCAACUCCACAGCAUGUCCCCAGAUGGUUCCCAAAGGGCCAGCAGCAGCACAACACAAAUCCAUAAUGCCCAAAUCAUGUCUCUAAAGGGCAACACAUCCCAGGGGCCACAGUCACAGGGCAAGAGGCGGGCAAGCAGUCCUCUCCAGGCACAAGUGGCGAAGGGCACUUUGUCACAACCCAUUUUUGGAAAAGUAAAAUAUUUUUAGCAGAUAAGUUGCAAAACGCAAGUUAAUCGUAUUGGAGAAUAAUGUUGGCAGCCCACAAAACUCCACACUUUAGUAAUCAAAGAAAUUGAAGGUUUGUGGAAAAACAAAUUAUAAAAAAUGAUUAUAUAACCAAUCAGUUACUGUAGCUGAGUUGGAUCAUUUAUCCAAAUCAGGGAUUUUAGCCUAAAAUUUGCAAAUCUGUUUUCAAUGUACUUCAGUUGGGUGUUUACUGAAUAAACCCCUAAGUAUCCUGAACAGGCACUGUUAAACUUUUCAAGUUAAUUCUCAUAGUCUGGAUUUUGUACAGUGAAAACAAACCAAAUUUUGAUAGCUGUGGGUUUUAAAAGUAAAACACACACAUGUAUGUGUUUUCCAGACAUGCUUCCCAGUCCUUCGACUAUUCUGGGCAUAUCUCCACCCAAAAUUAAUUACAGAUGCAAAAAAACAGAACACUUUGACAUAUUUCACAACUACUGUGGUGUGGGAAUCUGAAUUAUUUCAGAGUAAUGCGUGCUCCCAGUCCUGAUGUAUAAUGUAUUAUAGCUUUCAAAGGCUUUUCAAUACAGCAAUAUCAGUCCUGGAAUUAAAGCACUAAACAGAGUACCCUGCACUAAGUCUGAGCCUUGAGAGAAAUCAGGCUGUCAAUUAGACAACCAGAAUUCUUAGUUAAAACUGCCUAAUAUCAAUUUUAUUGAAGUUGUGCAUGUGACUAAUGCUGUCUCUCUCAUAUCAUUCUUGAAGACAGUGCAUGCAUGGACUACGGCUUUGCCAAUACUUUCUGCACAGGUCUAAACUUCUAGCACAGUUCACUCAACCAUAAAAAGAGCUGAGUGUAAACUGAUAACUUUAAUAUGGCUGCUCUCAGUUCCUAUGUGGAGAGUGGAAUUGCUCUUGGGGAUAAAAUACGUAUCCAUUAAACCCAGGCCUCAUUACAGUACUUAUUAGAGGAUCCUGUCCCGCCAUCCUGAUUAUGUUUCCUGGUGUCCUGCUUCUGGGAACCUUUCAUUGGGCUGGCCUACCCCAUUUCUAAGCAGGACCACCCAUUAUGGGCAUGGUCAUUGAUGAGCGUUACACCACUGGCAACUCGCUACCUUGGAGCAAGCCCACAUGUUUAGAUCUCUUACCUCACAAUGGUGGCAGGUAUGUAAACUCAACUUUGAACAGGGAAUUACUUUACCCACAACCCAAGACAGGCUGAGAAUAAAGGUGGCGGUGUAGGAUUUCUGCUUUAAAAAUUCUGCCCACCCCCACAUUUCCUAUCUUUCUCUAGCUUUGAAAUUCACUCAAUUUGUCUGUUCAAACCCAACUGUUAUCUAUCGUCCCCCUGGUUCCCCUAGUCUGUUCCAUUUUUCUGCUUGGCUUCCCUACUUCCUUUCAAGUAAUAUUCCUUCCCUAAUUCUCAGGGAUUUCAACUAUUAACACGCCCAUGACCUCAGUGGCUUCCAAACUCCUUUCUAUUACCUUCUCCACUGUGGCCUAUCACAGUGAACUAAUACUCCUACACAUGUAGCUGGUAAUACCCUCAAUCUUAUUUUUUCCAAUGCAUGCACUAUCUCUAAGCUCCACAACACUCCAUUUCCUCUCUCAGAUCACAACCUCUUAUCAUUUGUUCUUGAAAGCCCCCUCACUCAACAUCCUCACCCUAACCCUCCUCAACUCAGAAGUGACCUGAAUUCUCUUGACCUCCAGCAACUCUCAGCUGAUCUCCAUUCCAAACUCUCAUCCAUCCCCACCUUCUCCUGUCCCUCUCUGGCUAUUUCCUUCUAUAAUGCUACCCUCACCGCAGGCCUUCACCCCAGCUACAGAGCAGGAGGUGGCUUUGCUUCUUCUCUCCUCUCGUCCUACAACCUGUCUGCCUGAUCCAGUUCCUUCCCACCUUAUUAGAUCUCUCUCCCCUUGUCUUGUACCAUCCUUAACACACAUCCUCAACUGCUCUAUUUCAUCUGGUGUUGUCCCUGUUCCCCUUAAGCAUGCUACUAAAAAAGCCUUCCCGAGACCCGUCUUCCCCUUCCAACUAUCAUCACAUAUCCUUGCUUCCUUUUUCCUCAAAGCUUCUAGAAAGACUGGUAUUUACUCGUAUGACUAACUUCCUAAAUUCCAACUUCCUCCUCGAUCCACUUCAGUCUGGCUUCUGCCCCCUCCACUCAACUGAGACUGCUCUUAUUAAAGUUACAAAUGACCUAAUCACAACUAUAUCCAAAGAACACUACUCCAUCCUAAUUCUUCUUGACCUCUCUGCUGCCUUUGACACUGUUGAGCAUGUCCUCCUUCUCCAAACUCUUCAAUCCAUUGGUCUCUGUGACAAUGUCCUCUCAUGGUUCUCCUCCAAUUUCUCCCAACGUUCGUUCAGUGUCUCCUUUUGCAAUGACAACUCCUCCUCUUGCCCUGUCUCGGUUGGAGUCCUCCAAGGAUCUGUUCAUGGUCCCCUUCUGUUCACUCUUUAUACUGCCAUAAGAGAAAAUAGCACAGAGAGUAAAAAAGGGGACAAAACAUUUUUUUAGAUACAUAAAUGAGGUAUGUAGAAGAGGAUAAAGAUCUAGCUGACUGCUUCAAUGAAUAAUGUUACUGUUUUUAGGAUGUUUUUUAUGAUGCAAAAAUAUUCUGCAUAAUCUUUCAUCAUCAAAGAAAUACGUUCUCACUUAAAAGACAAAGAGAGAAAUUCAUCAAGGCAAAAACAGGUGCUAUUCCAAGACAAAGUGCUAAAAAAGAACAAUCGCCAUGGGAACCAAUAUUGUUAGAAUUAUCCACUAACGUAUUCAAAAUUAAUUCUAUAUUUGUAUUUGAUAAGAUUUUAUGUCUACAUAUGAUGCAAUGUUUUAAUUUACGUGUGCAUUUUGUUUUACUUGUUUAAGUAGCACUAAUGAUGUGUGGGUGGUUUAAUAUAAAAGCCUUUUAUUUUCUGAAUUUAAACAUUGCCAUGUUAAUCUCUAAACCUGUUGCUACCGGUAAUAAUAUUUUUUUAUGUUUGUUUUAAUUCUAGGGUGAAUUUGAAGUGCAUUAUCGUUUGGUAGAACAAUAUCAUGGAAAAGAUAAUCCUGCUUUUAAUUUGCAUCUACCCAUCAUCCAACUAUCUCCAUGGUCAUGUGCUAAGCCAAUCAGAUGCAAAUCACCCAGUCCAUAUUGUUGGACACCUACCCAUUGGACAUAGAGUGGAUGCAUUUCUCCCCAGGGAUAAAGCAGCCAGGUAAAGAUAGUAAACACAUGAUUGUACCUGAAUUUGGGUGGGGUUCUAGUCAAUGGAAAGCAAACUGGCAUGAGUUGAGAACCAAAUUAAAGGACCACUAUAGUGCCAGGAAACCAAACUUGUUUUCCUGGCACUAUAGGGUCUUUAGGUCCCCCCCACCCCCCACCCUUAGGGUCCCACUCCCGCUUGGCUGAAGGGGUUAAAACCCCUUCAGCCACUUACCUUUCUCCAGCGCCGGGCUUCCUCGACGCUGGGGAAGUCUCCUCCAUCUGCCGAUGUCAGCGCUGAAUGCGCAUGUGCGGCAAGACCUGCGCGUGCAUUCAAACCGCCCAUAGGAAAACAUUUCUCAAUGCUUUCCUAUGGACGUCCAGCGUCUUCUCACUGUGAUUUUCACAGUGAGAAACACAGAAGCGCCUCUAGCAGCUGUCAGUGAGACAGCCACUAGAGGCUGGAUUAACCCUCAGUGAAAUGUUUUGUUUUCAGCUGCAGGGUUAACACUAGAGGGACCUGGCACCCAGACCAUCAUCCAACUAUCUUCAUGGUCAUGUGCUAAGCCAAUCAGAUGCAAAUCACCCAGUCCAUAUUGUUGGACACCUAGCCAUUGGAUUUUUGUGUGUGGUAUUACUGUGUUAUUUUAAAUUCUCGAUUUAGAUAUGACUACACAAGCUUAGAGGAUAUGUCAACAUCACAGUUACUUUAGGACCUGUGAAGCAACAUGUGCUGUUAUGCUAAAGACAGUUUUGUUCUCCUGACUGUAUUUUGUAUUAACAGAAACAAACUCUUUCUGUCCUUAUAUCACCUUGAUACGGGAAGGGCACAUAUGAUGACUAAUACUACCAAUAAAAAAGAGACUGUCUGAGACAGAUCACCGUAUUUUUCAGAAAAAAAAGAAUCUUGGCUACUGUAACAAAUAACCAGCUUAUUUACCUGGAGAUGAAAGGGUUUAGAUUUUUAUCUUUGCUACUUUGAUCUGGAGAAUGUUUGAAUAUUUGCUAACUUUAUCUCAGUAAGGAGUGUAUGUAGACAUUUGUGAAGUCAUAUAGAGGAAGUGCUUGCUGAGACAUAUUUAGGGCUACUGUACAUGUAUAUUUUUUUUCCCUCACAUCGUUGCCUAUGUGACAUUGUACCAUAUGUAAAAAUGGAACAGGGCUUUAAUUUUCAGUCAUCAAGGGAGUAGUUGAGUUUUGGAAGUAUGGAACUCAUCUCAUUAUUCGUAUUGGUGAAUUACUGAAGGAGAUGAAUAUCCUUGAAGGACCAUGCAUUAUUUUUCAUGACUAGUUAGAUAUCAGAGGAUUUAGGGAGCGGUCAUGUAAAACAUGUAAUGAAAUUCCUUAAUACAUAUUGAUGGCUUCUUUAAAUAUUUACAACAACAAAAAACAAAGAAAAUAGCUACUUGCACACUAUCCCUAUGCACAUUUAAGUGUAAGCUCACCUGCCAUUUCAAGGCAAACUUCCUAGGUGAGUCCUACACUAACAAUUCACCUUGCUUCUUUCUUUUGGGAGUGCUGGGGUAGAUACUUGCUUUCUCUGGGGUCCAGUAGGGCUGCUGGGUGGCCGGCCGGUCACUGCAGUCGUCGAGGGAGCACUGAUCCUCCUGUUCGGCUUCCUCACGCGCCGCGUAUGCCGGGGCCGGAGUGAACAGGAUUAUCAGUACUCCCUCGGCGCCCACCCGGAAAGUGCUCCUGCCAGGGCAAUUGGGGGUGGCUUUUUUUGCCGUCCCCCAGAAAGUGCUGCCCAAGGCAAAUGCCUUGUCAGCCUCACGGAAAAUACACCCCUGCAUGUAACUAUUUUCUUUGUUUUUUUUUUUUGUUGUAGUAGUGGGAGUUUGAGCUCAGGACUUAUUUUUGUAUCUUUUUAAAUUAAAUAAUAUUCUCCAACAUGCACCAAUAAAUGACUGCACAGAAACCUUGCAGAAAUCACAGGUACGGUAAACCUAAAGAUGAAAUGUAUGUAUAAAUAUGGGCCAUUUAUUGAGUUACCAGUAAAAUGUAGUCCCAAUUGUCGUUUUUAGAAAGACAGGAAGUAAUAGAGCAUCCAGCAAGUGGCAAUUUGGAGCUAAUCUGUGCAGAGAGACAUUAACCCUUAUUGCAGGAGUGGAUGGAAAUAAACAUACUCUCCACUUUCAGUCAGUAAUACAUGGCCCUGUAGGGCUGGGCCAUGAAACGUGAUACUUAGAUCCACUGGGACAAUUUUGAAGUUCUCAGGUAUAUGGUUAUAUUUCUAUUCAUUAUUAAUUAUAAUAAUAAUAAUAAUAGAAUUGCAGAUUUUUAUGUUCACUUUGCAUAAACAGAACAUGGCUAUUCACUAAAGUGAGAAUUGUCAGGCAGUCCAAGUGAAAUUUAAAGUUAAUUUCACAUUUUAGACCAAAAUAGCCCAACUGAAACAAUGGCUAAAUUUUGUCAACUAUUCUAGCAACGUACUUUUCCUGUACGAGAAGAUACCUCCCACCUUGUGUCAUAUUACCUUACUAGAAUGUAAGUUUGUUUGAGCAGGACACUCAACGGCCUCUGUUCCUGUGCAUCCAGCUCAUCUUGUUGCAAAUACAUGUCUGUAUUUGGUCCAGUCCACAUAUUUUACAGAGCUGCAACAUUUUCUGUCACUGUAUAAAUAAUAAACAUUGUUAUACUUAGAGUGUGGGUGUUGCCAGUGGAGGGGCAUUAAUUACUGUGAGUAUUAUUACUGUAAAACUCUGCUAUACACUCAGAUACAAUGACAAUACAGAGCAGAUUGGGGGCGGGGCCAGCAUCGGCAGACCCGCAUGGUGCUGGAAAUAAAGUGAGUUUUUUUCCUUUUAUAAGUGGUCUAAGAGGGGGAAAGCUACCUAAAUGGUGGGUUACGCACUAUAGGGUCAGAAUUAUAUGUUUGUGUUCAUGACCCCAUAGUGUUCCUUUAAAGAUGUACAGUGGAUGUGGCCAGGUGGCAUGGCUGUUUUGAGGAAUUUAGGUUAAUUACUAAUAAUAUCUCCAGCUAAAAGGUCAUUUUGCAUGAGAAGAAUGUUUCCUAUUGACACAGACUGAUUUCUAAACACAUUUUUUGCAUUUGAAAGACACAAUACUGUGAAUAUUAUUGUUGAAUAUUAUUGUUGUCGAAUACUGUUAUACACUCAGACACACCAACAGCUCCUAGAAAAGAGGGAUUUGGGCUCAGAAUAGGGACUGUCUCUCCUAAAUAUGGACUCUUGAGAGGUAUGCAUUAGAAAUACAAAAAUAUAUUCCUAAUAUUUGUAUUCUAUGUAGAGGUAUAGCAUUACAGGGCCCUAUGCGUACCCCAUGGCUUGACUGAGAACCUUAACAGAAUACCAGUUGCAACCCUGAUGGUGGCCAUGAUUGUUAAUAGCACAUUUACAUUAACUUAUAUAGUGCUGGAAAUAUAGAGAUAGAUCAACAAUAAUGAGUCAUACUUGUGCAAAUCACUUAUACGUUUUUAUCUUGACAAUACAGAAGAAUUUACCAAUUGUCAGUUAUUAUCAAUAAUUUUGCAGUAAAUGUGGCAUACAAAACAUUACAAUAAUUCUUGAUAAAAAUAAUAAUAGUAGACAAAGAACAGCUUGUUUUGUACACUUUGUUUUAUACAGAAAAUGUGGUGACUCCAUAAUGUUAAUGGUUAAAUGGUUUGCUGAUCAGAGAUGUAUCAGGGAAAAGUUUACACUUCUUAUUUCCAAUGAAUGAGUGUAAACAAACAGUGAUUAACUGAGUUGUGACCAUAACUGUCAUCACUUGUUAUCAGAUUUAUUUUCUUUUAUUAGGGGAAUUAUUGUGGGGAUAUCAGUCGCCUGUGAUUAUGCACAGUUGGCCAGUGAUGGUACCCAGCUUAUCUAAUGGUCUUUGCUCAAUGGUUCUAAGCCAUUUAGAGCUGGAUAUGCCAACAGAAAGAGUUGAUGGAUCUCCUGGCACAUGGCUUUUAGCUCUGCCGUAACAAUCAGCAUUGUUUAAUAUUAUUAUGCUUUUCUUCUUCUGAAAUAGUCACUGUAUUAUUUAACCCUAAGUGUAAACAGUGCAGUAUAAAGUAGCAGAGUUUCUCUUGCGAGAAUGUGCCUUUCUCUCCAUUGCGCACCUUGUAAUGGCAAACUGCAGGCACGAACAUUAUUGGGGUGCAUGAACAUCGGGGAUCCAGGUAAGUUGUCAAACGGUACUAAAAUGGUUUGACUUCUUCCACUGGGAACUAAGCACUAGGGCACACGUGGCACCAUAAAUACUACAUCAGGCUUUAGUGGUUAUAGUGCUUAGACUAUUUAUUUAAUUUGCAUUUAAAGACUCCAUUUUUUACAUUGACAUAUUGCUGUUGAUAUAUUCAUUUUUGGGGUUUUUUCUUUCACCGGUUCCUGCACCAACCCAGUCUGCACUCUUGCUUGUAUCAAAGCGAAAGAUUUAUUAAACUGAUCUGAACAAUGUCCUUUAUUGUUGGUCUCUAAUCUAUUUGCAUUUAUCAAAUUGUUCUAAAAAUAGUUCAGCUUUUCCCCAUUUUCACAGGAAUGUUAAAAAAAGACUGCCAAAAUUUGAGUUCAUGAAAAAGGGAAAGUUAAGCAGAACAUUUUCUGUUGUGUGAUGGCACUUGGGUGUAAAAGAAGCAACAGAAAAAACAGAUUUGAGCCAAAUAAAAUACAUUACACUGAAUAAAUAAAUAAAAAGAUAACAUAUUCUUUGUGACAAUUUGACAAAUUCUCACCAAUAUCAUUUUCAGUUAUGGUGUAUUUAGCUCCUGGGCAAUAAUGGACCACUUAAUUCACCUAAAGCACUUCAUCUAAACCAAGUGGUCUGAGUGCAGUGGCCCUGUAGUUUUAACCUUGCGAUGUAAAACAUUGCAGUUUUGUAGACAGCCAUUAGAGGCGCUUCCUGUUCCUCAACUGAGGGAAACUCGGUCAUGUGACCAAAUGCAGCGUAUCAGAAUGCACUGAAUUCAAUGUUUUCCUAUGGGAAGCAUUUGAUUGGACUUGCUCAGUGCUCCAGCACACAUCAUCCCUGAUGCUGCUCUGAGGAAUAUUGGAGGGGAUGAUAGCCAGAGAAGCAACACCUCCACCAUGAUGUCACUAGAGGCGGUGCAAGCAACAGCACUGAGGCAAGUAAAACUUUUUUAGAAAUCAUUUUUUAUGCAUACAAAGGGUGAGCUAAAUCUAAUUAGGGACUGUGGAAUUGUAGCAUUAAUAAUACUGGUUUGCAUUCCUAAUGCUAUACUGUUCCCUUUAAAUAAGUAGAUCUGUAUCAUUACUGUUUCUUAUUUGUAACUGUUAUUAAUAUCAUGAUUUAUUCUCCUGUUUAUUAGCAAUAUUCCCCUAUUUUGACAAACACCCCAUCAAACACUGUAGAUGGGGUACACUGACGUUGUGGCAGGUUUAUGCAUUGUAUGAUCAUAUACUGUAACUAAACCCCCAUUAUUUUUGCCUUGUUUAGGUGUUUUUAAAAAAACUAAUAAAAUCUGUAAACUCUGAAGUUGCUGUUUAGUUGAUGAGUGAAUGCGCUGGAUCUUGUAUAUUAGAUGAAUAGAAAUGAUUGAUAGAUAUCUUUCUUCUCUAAAUUUGUACUUUAAAGAUUGCUAUAUACUGAUGUUCAGGCAAUAUUUCUUGUAGUCCUUGUAGUUCGUGCAGUGUCAUUUGAAACCUUUCUAAGGAGAAAAAAAACAAACCUUAAAGGACCAGUAUAGUGCCAGGAAAACAUACUCAUUUUCCUGGCACUAUAGUGCCCUGAGGGUGCCCCCACCCUCAGGGUCCCCCUCUCGCCAGGCUCUGGGGGGAGGAAGGGGUUAAACUUACCUCUUUCUUCAGCGCCGGGCGGGGAGCUCUCCUCCUCCUCUUCGGCUGAAUGCGCAUGUGCUGCAGGACAGUGGCGGAUCCGGGAGGGGGGCAACGGGGCAAUUGCCCCCCCCCCGAGAAAUCCGCUGGCCUCCCUCUCCCCUGCCAGCAGCACAUGCAGGUGCUAGCCCUGCAAUGUGCCUGUGGACCGGAGGGGAGAUCAGAGCUCUCCCUCCCCGGUCCGCAGGCACCGGCAGGGGAGGGAGAGGGAGGAGAGAGGACCCGGGAGCUCAGGCUGCAGCUCCUCCGGGUCCUUCUCUCGCGAGAUUUGCAGCAUUGCCGCGGUUACCACGGCAACGCUCCAAAUCUCGCGAGAGUGAACUCUAGCCGGGCUAGAGUUCACUGUCCCUACUGGGACUCGCAGGGAAUCACCACUGGGACCACCAGGGAUCGAAAUAUGUCCCCCCUCCUCCCCAGUAAAGGUAAGAAGGGAGGGGGGACAUAGAAUAUAUAUUUAUUUUAAUUAAAUAAAUAAAAAUAUAUAUUAUUAUAAAAAAAAAAAAAAACCUACCCUUAUCACACACUCUAUACACAUACACCCCCAUACACACACACUGCCCCCCAUAGUGCCCCUAUACACACAUACUGCCCCCCAACCACACACAUUGCCCCCAUACUGCCCCCCAUACACACAUAUCGCCCCCAUCCACACACAUUGCCCCCAUCCACACACAUUGCCCCCCAUACUGCCCCCCAUACACACAUCUCUGCCCCCAUCCACACACACGGCCCCCCCAUACUGCCCCCCAUACACACACAUACUGCCCCCCAUCCACACACAUUGCCCCCCCAUACUGCCCCCCAUACACACACACAUUCUGCCCCCCAUCCACACACAUUGCCCCCAUACUGCCCCCCAUACACACACACAUACUGCCCCCAUCCACACACACAUUGCCCCCCAUACACACACACAUUGCCUCCCAUACACACACUGCACCCCAUACUGCCUCCAUACACACACACAUUGCCCCCAUACACACACACACAUUGCCCCAUACACACAUACUGCCCCCCAUACACACACAUUGCCUCCCAUACACACACUGCACCCCAUACUGCCUCCAUACACACACACAUUGCCCCCAUACACACACACACAUUGCCCCCAUACACACAUACUGCCCCCCAUACACACACAUUGCCCCCCAUACACACAUACUGCCCCCAUACACACACAUACUGCCCCCAUACACACACACUGCCCCCAUGCACACACACUGCCCCCCAUACACACACACUGCAAUACUCACACACACACUGCAUCCCUGACAUACACUGCCGCCCUCACUCACAUACUACAACCUUCACACACACACACACACACACACUGCUCACACACUGUCCCCCUCUCACACACACACACACACAUACUGCACCCCUUACACAUUGCACCACUCACACAAACCACUGCUCAUAUGCCCUACUACAGCCCCAUUUCCCAGCAGACCUCAGGUAAGUUGUCAAACUGUUCUUAAACGGUUUGACUACUUACUCUGGGAGGGGGUCCCGGCACUGUUGACACCAUAACCACUACACUGAGCUGUAGUGGUUAUUGUGUCUGGAUUAUUUCUUUAAAUAAUCUACAAGUGCUCCUCCCGAGAUCAGGCUCUGGAUCCGCCACUGCUGCAGGAGCUGCACACGCAUUCAGCCAGUCUCAUAGGAAAGCAUUUAUAAUGCUAUCCUAUGGACGCUUGCGUCUUCUCACUGUGAUUUUCACAGUGAGAAGCACGCAAACGCCUCUAACGGCUGUCAAUGAGACAGCCACUAGAGGCUUUAGAGGCUGGAUUAACCUAUUUAUAAACAUAGCAGUUUCUCUGAAACUGCUAUGUUUAUAAAAAACAGGGUUAACCCUAGCUGGACCAGGCACCCAGAGCACUUCAUUAAGCUGAAGUGGUCUGGGUGCCUAUAGUGGUCCUUUAAUGAAAACCCUGAUGAAGUUUGAUGCAUGUGCCUGCCAUUUAAUUAACAGAAAACAAGUAUUUUCAAUGUUAUUCAAAUGUGAAUUGUCAAGCAUUUACACAUUUAGGGCCAAUAUAGCCAAAUUGGGGAAACAAUAUAUUUUGGCAUAAAAAAAGCUGCCAGGUAGCUACUGUUAUAUGCAGUUGGCUGUGGAAGAUAAGGAAAAAAGUGAAGCUGGUAUGAAUGUGGAACAUACGGGUUACAGUCAGACCAAUGUAAACAGGAAUUCUUAUAUUUACUGUAUUUUGUCAGCCUGUUCAUCAACAGUACUUUAUCACCAGCAGAUCACAUGCUGUAGCCCUUUAACAACACGACCGGGCCCUUUGCUUUUCGUCAGUGCUGGGAGGAAGUGACGGCUGCGAGUCACUUCCUCCCACUAAGGAGAGGUGUCUGUCAUUGUAUGUUUAUGUCAGUAUGUCUGUCUGUAUUUGUGUCACUUUGUGUGUCAGUGUAUGUUUAUAUCAGUAUGUCUGUCAGUGUAUGUGUCUGUGUCAGUAUAUCUGUCCGUGUAUGUGUCUGUGUUUGUGUCAGUAUGUCUGUCUGUGUAUGUGUCUGUUUUUGUGUCAGUAUGUCUGUCAGUGUAUGUUUAUAUCAGUAUGUGUUUGUGUCAGUAUGUCUGUCAGUGUAUGUUUAUGUCAGUAUGUCUACCAGUGUAUGUGUCUGUGCUUGUGUCAGUAUGUUUGUCAGUGUAUGUGUCAGUAUGUCUGUCUGUGUAUGUCAGUAUGUCUGUCAUUGUAAGUCUUUUUGUAUGUGUGUCAGUAUGUCUGACAGUGUAUGUCUGUGUAUGUGUGUCAGUAUGUCUGUCAGUGUAUGUGUGUGUUUGUGUGUGUCAGUAUGUCUAUCAAUAUGUGUCUGUCAGUGUAUGUGCCUGCGUGUGUUUCAGUAUGUCUGUCAGUGUAUGUCUGUGUAUGUGUGUUAGUAUGUCUGGCAGGGGGCAGGAUGCAGGGUCCCCAAGCAAAUGGUUGCCCAAGGUCCGGUCAACAUUAAAGACGGCCCUGAAUGUAAUGUCUAAAAGCAGAAACUUGGCUUUGUGAGUGCCAUCAUUACUGAACAAUAUUUCAGUAAUCCAAAGAAGAAAAAGUUUACCAGUCCAUGCCUAACCUUUAAAAAAUGAAUGUCACUUUGUCUCAUGUAAAGUGUGGAACUGCACCUAACAAAAUGUUUCCAUAUAUUAUAUAUAUAUCUAGUCAUGGGGAAAAGAAAGUACACCCUCUUUGAAUUCUAUGGGUUUACCAAAAAUAAAGCCAGAAUGGAGAAGCCAUGUGUGACGCUUACUGCUUCCAUAGGAAUUAAUAGGCUAAGUAGGAGACAGUUGCUGCUAAUCAGAAGCUCUCGAUUAGUUAAAGGACCACUAUAGGCACCCAGACCACUUCAGCUUAAUGAGGUGGUCUGGGUGCCUGGUCCAUCUAGGGUUAACCCUUUUUUUCUAUAAACAUAGCAGUUUCAGAGAAACUGCUAUGUUUAUGUUAGGGUUAAUCCAGCCUCUAGUGGCUGUCUCAUUGAAAAUCACAGUGAGAAGACGCCAGCGUCCAUAGGAAAGCAUUGUGAAUGCUUUCCUAUGGACUGGCUGAAUGCGCGUGCGGCUCCUGCCGCGCAUGUGAAUUCAGCCGAAGAGGAGGAGAAGAGGGAGGCGCUAAGUUUAACCCCUUUCUCUCCCCAGAGCCCGGCGGGAGGGGGGGGGGAGAGGGCACCCUCAGGGCACUAUAGUGCCAGGAAAACAAGUAUGUUUUCCUGGCACUAUAGCGGUCCUUUAAUCAUCAGCAAGUGUGACCACCUCUAUAAAAGGAUAUUUUUGCCAUUUGUUGGUGUGGAGCAUUCAGGUGUGUGAGAACACAAUGCCAAGGAGGAAAGACAUCAGUGAUGAUCUUAGAGAAUCAAUUGUUGCUGCCCAUCAAGCUGGGAAGGAUUAUAAAGCCAUUUCCAAACAGUUUAAAGUCCAUCUUUCUAAAGUCAGAAAUAUUAUUGGAUUAGAAAACAGUCUGUGCAAAUAAGAUACAUUGUAAAUGACCAUUUAGUUCCCAUGACUGUAUGUUUAUUUCCUGUUUGUAUAUUGCUAAACUGCUAUAAAUGAUACAUAAUCAUGUGUUGACAUUCCAAGUUUGGAAACUAAAUACAUGGAAAUGUUCCAAGCAUUCUCCUUUAAAGAACCACUGAAGUCACCCAGACCAAUCCAUCUCAGUAAAGUGGUCUUGAUGCAGUCUACUUAUAACUAUGGAAUGUAAAACACUGCAUUUUUAUAGAAACUGUUUCCAUUGCAGGGUUGACUUCUAGUCUUGCAGACAGCCACAACAAGUGUUUCUGCGUUAUAUGAGCUUUUGAUUGGCUCAGUGCUGUGCUUUGCUGUGCAUGCGCACUACCCUGCCAAUGUUCUCUACGGGGAAACAAUGGAUUAGCUGAGUUCAUCAGUCUUGAUAAUCUCAGCCAAGAAGGUAUAGCAGCAUGAUGGAGACUGGUGCUGCGAAGGAUGAAAGGUAAGUAAAUGUCAACCCUUUUAAACCCUCACAGGCAUGGGGGGAGGACCUACAUAAGUAGAAUUAAACUAUAUCUUUAGGAAUGUUUGUAUCCCUAAUGCUAUAGCAUACCUUCCAAGGAUCCCUAUUUAGAGACAGUCCCUAUUUUGGGUCCAAAACCCUCUUUUACAGGAGCUGUUGGCAUGUCUGAGUGUAUAACAGUAGUCGACAACAAUAAUAUUCACAUUAAUGUGUCUUUCAAAUGCAAAAAAUGUGUUUAGAAAUCAGUCUGUGUCAAUAGCAUACAUUGUUCUCAUGCAAAAUUACAUUUUAGCUGGAGAUAUUAUUAGUCAUUCACCUAAAUUCCUCAAAACAGCCAUGCCACCUGGCCGCAUCCACUGUAACAUCUUUAAAGGAACACUAUAGGGUCAGGAACACAAACAUAUAAUCCUGACCCUAUAGUGUGUAAACCACCAUUUAGGUAGCUUGCCCCCUAAAAGAUAAAAACUCACCUUACUUCCAGCACCGCCCCCGAUCUGCCUUCUUUGUGACAUCAUCAGAAUUGCCGAGUUCAUAACAAUCCAAUGCUUUCCCAUAGGGGAAAGCAUUGGAUUGGCUGAAAUCGGCAAGGAGGCAGGAUGGGGCCAAGUGCCAUUUUAGCCAAUCAGAACCUCCCUAUAGAGAUGCAUUGAAACUUCAGCGUCCAUGCAGAGCGUAACUGUAGUUGUUCUGGUGACUAUAAAGUCCCUUUAAUUUUAAAGUGUCCCUCUUUGUUCAUUUUAAAUUUUUGGAGCAAUGCUAUUGUGUUUGUUUAACUGCUUCAAAGGCAUGGCAAGCCUAUGAAUUAAUUUUUUUUUUUCUGCGUGACAGUCAUUGCUUUUAAAUUUAAAUCAAUAUUACUUGAAUUUGUAUUUUGUUUAGUCUGUGUACUGUCAAAAAUAUGACAAUGCUAUACAUAUCCAGGUCAAAUAUAUUAUUCCUUCAGAUAUUUUUCUACGUAUUGUUAUAUACACGUAAUCUUCCUGCAAACAUAUUUAAUUUCCUUCUAUUUGUGUUUGCACCUCUGUCCCAUUUCUGCAGGUAUUACAUUGCUUUGAAUGAAAGUCGUAGUGCUGUGACCAUUAAAGUGAUCCCCUGUGAGUCACCAUUAUAUUGGGCAUUGUACGUUCUAGACAAAAAGGACGACUUGUCUCCGUUAGAAGAUGGCUUUAAAGAUCUUGGUGGUAAAUAUAUCACUAUUAUUUAUGCUGACUCUCACAUCAUGCAGUUUAGAGAUUAAAUUUGUUUUGAAUUAUAUAUCUUAGAAAAUGUCAGUAAUUUUGGUGUUAGUGAAGUUUAGAGGGACACUCUAUGUACACCACGCCUGGCUCUAUCCUACUCUGUUCUGUCCAAUCUUUACAGCAAUGCUGAUGCUGAAGUUUAAAUUUAUAUUAGCCUACCAACACAUACAAACUUUGGACAUUAUUCAUUGUCUGAGAAAGUUCUGCAGUAGUUAGGGUGCUUAGAGUAUCCCUUUUAGGCAACAUUGCAAACACCUAACACACUUGCUGGAAUGCUUUAUAUGUAUCCUCUUUAUUUUUCAUCUAACAUGCUUGUUGAAAUGCUUUAUGUCAAGCAUGUCAAACUUGCGGCCCGCAAUGAAUAUAUUUGUGGCCCUCCUACCCUGGGGCCACUUUGUGCUGUGGCUGCGACCAGCCGCAAGACAGGAAAGAGCUUUCCUCUCUGAUUCUGCCUUAUCUCCCAUGGCCACAAGAGGGCAGAGUGUCUGUCUGUCUGCAGAGUAGGCCAGCCACCCCCCCUUCCAUCCUGCUCGCAUGGCCAGAGGAGCAUCUGGCCUGCUUGAGCAGAGCUGGAACUGGAGGACAGGUGGGUCAUCUUAAGGAAGGAGAAGAAGGGCUUGAGGGACCUUCCUGUGUAGUGUGUUAAAUUGGGAAGGUGGGCACUGUAUUAAUUUGGGGGAGGGGGCUAGUGUAUUAAAUUGUGGGAAGAAGUGGGGCAAUGUAUUAGAGUGGUGGGAAGAGGCUACAUAUUACAUUGGGGGAGCGAGGGGGCACUGUAUUCAUUUGGGGGACGGGGUGUAUCUUAGAGGUGUAUCUGGGCUAGGUGGGCAGUUCUCAUAUAUUUGGAGGAACUCUCUACCCUGUUCAAGGGCCUCCUAGGGGAGUGUCUUUUGCUUUGUGGUUUCUACCCCCUCUUUUUCUCCCUGGUGACUGUAGUAAGCACACCUAGCCACUAGCUGGCGCUUUGCACACCUAUCUUGCUAUAUGACCAGAAAGUUUUUCUAGGUAUUUGAAUAAGCUUCUGGACUCAAGUCCAUGGGGAUAACUUUAGUCUCCUAUAUUUAAGGGUGUCCAGUUAAGUUUUUUUUUUUACUAUAUUCCCAGAUGAUACUAAUACUGUCCCUCCCGCUAGACAUUUGUUGAUGUGAGUCAUAUUCCACUCAUAGACAAUCUGUAUAAGUUCGCAGCUCUAGAUGGACCUGACUUUUAUUUGUUUCCUGUAGAUACUGUACAACAGUCUUAGGGCUUAGUCUGGCUGCACCCUGAUCAUUUAUGUGAGGAUCUUAUACUGCUCACUUUUUUGAGCCCCUAGAUACCUGCUGGCGAUACUUAUCCAAUCUGUAUUCAGGUCCAUUUAGGGACCCAGUGUAAUGUUCACUGUUUUUAACUUUUUUCACUUUUUUUCUAAUUAUUCAUUUUUUCACAUAUACACUUAGGCUAUAUACAGGUGUUUUGUAAAUAGUUUUGUCAUUCUCCUUUUUAAUCAAUAAUGGUUCCCUUUUUUUGUUUCUGUGACAUAUAUUAAGAGGUAACUGCGAAUGGGAGUGGUUUCCACCCAUUAGUUAUGAGUGAAUCCACGCUCAUUCUUCUGCUCUGUUUUGUGUAUCCUUAUUGAGGUUACGCCUCUCUGUUACCCCCGGUAACCACCUAGAAGGUUUGCUGUUGGUUAGUCCGACACCAUAACCUCCUUUUGUUUUCAUGAUCAUACAUUGCAUAAUGACACACAGUCACCAUAUCACACUCAACCAUCAAACACAGUCACCCUUUCACAGUCACAAUGCCAGUCACCUCCACCUUCUCACCCAUCACAUGUAGUCAAUCUGUCACAGUCAUCCCUCACUCAAUGCACACACAGUCACUCCUCACACACAAACAGCACAGUCUUGCUGUAAAAAUAACAAACACAUAAAGACCACAAGGAUCCCUAACAUACACACAAAACACUGCAAGCAGCUUUCUCAAAAGCAUAUACUCCCAGACACAGAGAUACACAAACACACACAGAUACAUAUAUGCAUUACAGUCACAGUCACAAAUACAUGUUCACAAAGAUAUACACUAAUAGACCAGCCGCAUAAAUGCUGCCCUAGGGGCAGGCAACUUUCAGCACUCCAGAUGUUGUAGACUACAUCUCCCCUGAGGCUUUGCCAGCAUUAUGGCUGUAAGAGCAUUAUAGGAGACAUAGUCCACAACAUCUGUCAUGUCAAGUGUGUAUAUCUACGCAUGUAUGAGAGUGUAUAUAUGUGUGCAUGCAUCAGUGUGUGUGUUGUCCAAAGUGGCAACAUGGCUGCAAUGUGAGGGCGAUAUGGGAUGUGAAAUAUCAUGUUAAUGUGACAAAAUAUAGGGGAAGAUAUAUAACAAUACAUUGUCAAGCCAUAAGAUUUGCUUUUCCCUCCAAAAUCUCGAAUUUGCAUUGAUUUUACUACUGCAAGGGACUUUGGGUGGGCAUAUGCAAAUUAGUUUAGCAAGAAAACUACUUUUUGCCUCGUUAUUCUAUUUUAAACAUGGAAUCCUUGAAGUUAUAUGUGCUGUAUACAACAGCUUUGAAACACAACCUGAUGCAAAGAAAUGCAAAGCCAGUGAACCACUCAUGGAAAGCUGUUUUGUUCUUAAUGCAACUCAUCAUCGAUCGCUCAUCCACAGUGAUUUCAAUUAAUUUAACUUUGAGAGCUGUAUUGAGAUAAUCUGUCAUUCUGAGGCCAGACUGAUACCUAGGUCUCCCUCGUGGAAGAAAUUAUUUAACCUUGCUCACACCACAUUGCUGUCAAUGGAAUUUUUUUUUUUAAAUCUCACUUUGAGAAUGUCAUGUAGCUCAUCUGUCAGCCACUAAAAAUAGCCCCAGUUUACAGAGUGGAUCCCCAGGUAUUCCUGGGAUUUACCGUAUUUUUCACUCAUAAAACACACUUUUUUCCCCCUCAAAAGUGAGGGGAAAUGUCUGUGCAUCUUAUGGAGGGAAUGUGAAGGUUUACUUACCUGUCUUGUAGCGUGGGCCAGCAGCACAGCGUGCACGGCUGUACAGGAACUUCAAUUUCAGGUUCCGGUUUCUGGCAGGACUGAAAGGAAGUGCGCACUCAGUGUUCACACUUCCUUUCAGUCCCGCCGGAAACUGGAACCUGAAAUUGAAGUUCCUGUACCGGGGUGCGCGCUGUUAAGCCGGCCCACACUACAAGACAGGUAAGUAAUUAUGGGACACUAUGGGACAAGGGGAGGGGGGGCACUAUGGGAGGGAAAGUGCACUAUGGGACAAGGGGAGGAGGGAGAACACUAUGGGAAGGGGGGGGGAACACUAUGGGAUGAGGGGAGGGGGGAACAGUAUGGGAUGAGAACACUAUUGGACAAGGGGGAGAACACUAUUGGACAAGGGGAGGAGGGGUUUAAAGAACACUAUGGGACAGGGGAGAAGGGGUUAAAAAUCACCAUGGGACAGGGGAGGAGGGGUUAAAAAUCACUAUGGGACAGAGGGAGGGGGUUUAAAGAUCACUGUGGGACAGGGGAGGGGGGGUUAAAGAUCAUUAUGGGACAGGAGAGGGGAGUGGGUGGUAAGGAACACUAUGGGACAGGGGAGAAAAAAAAAUAUUUUGAAUAAACUGUCCCAUAGUAAGAAACACUAUGGGACAGUUUGUUCAGUAUAUAUUUUUUUCUGGGUUUCCUCCUCUAAAAACUAGGUGCGUCUUAUGGUGUGGUGCGCCUUAUGGAGCGAAAAAUACGGUAAUCCUGCUCACACCAAGUUGAAGCAUUGAUGGAUUUAAAUCUCCAUUUAAUGUGCCGAUUGGAGCACUGCGUGCAGCUAAUCUUUUAGUAUGGGGACACUAACUCUAGCCCCAGCUGACCAUGAGGAGUCCCAGGUAAUAUUAAUUUGAUAUUUCUAAAUCUCCAUUGUUUGCUUAAAAUCUGUAGCUUUUGCAUGGACUAGUAAAAGAAUUUACAGCUAAUUAUUAUUUCCUAUGAAUGCACUUAGCAUUUCUAAUCGUGAGUAGUUUGAUUCAUGAAUAAAAUGUAAUCUGUAAAUUAACAGAAGCUACAGCUUUAUUAAUCCUUUACAAUCUCUCCAAUAAGGCAGUAAAAAGGUUUAUAGCUGCUGAAGGUUGUGCCUAUCAUUGUAACAAUAAUGGUCUCCAUGAAGAUAUGAAACUCCUUGCUUUAAAACAGGAAAUGAGGAUUUGUAAGUUAAUUAAAUAGAUUAAAUAGAUUCAAACAGAAGUAGUAUAUAAGAGUUGAUGUGUCAACAGUCAGAAUGUCUUUUGCAGUCUGUUAGUGAUAAGAUUUUUAUAAAGAAAGCAAAGCACACACUUGUGAAAUUCUAAUGAGCUAAGAUAACAUUGUGGCAGUGUUGGAAAGGAAUGAGAUAAUGUUUUACACUUUCCUGUUUCCCUUAGGAUAUCAUGCUGAACAACAACAGCAUCGACAUGUUGGCCCUAGGAGAUUGUUUUCCUUUCAGGGAAAUGGGGAGGAAUCUUUUCCAACAAUCAUGACCGUAGAGGGAUUUUACUUUAUUGAUUUUGUUUCACUAGAAUCUGAUACAAACUUCCAGGUAUUUGUCUGGGAUAAUAGAAACCAGGCUAACCCAUGGCCACAGCUCCCAUCAGAUCCACGUGUCGAUAUUGGUUUUGUGGAGGACACCAAGGUUCAGCUUUCUUGGAAACCUAGUCUAGGACCUUCUGACACUGGGACCUUUGAAUAUUGUGUGUUUGUAAAUAAGCACUAUAACUUCAAAACUCUGUGUGCCACAGAAUUUAACUUGAAGAGACAGUUGGAUUGGAAUGAACAAGAUGACCAGCUAAGUAAUUUUGUAAAUAUAGCCAAGAAAACAUCCAGAAACCAUGCAUCCCACAAAAUCAAGAAGAAUAUGAAAGGUUCAUCUGAAUGGAAUGUCAAUAAUGAUCUUUGGUCCUCCAAACAUUUAUUGGGAGGACAGAAAGUGUGUGUUGGGAGUGGGACAAAUGCCACCAUUUCUGGAUUGAAACCACGGACUCUUUAUUACUUGGAUGUGUUUGCAGUAAAUCCAAAGUAUGGUACAAGUGUUGCUUAUACUGGAACUUUCACAGAGACUAAACCCAAACACAGAUCACACAUUCCAAAAGUUCCUAGUGAUGAGAUAAUGAACAUUUUUCUCAAAAGUCAUGGUGUUAAGAUAUUGAAUUUGGACCCUCCAGCACAUGGCUACAAAUGGCUCUAUGUUCAUUCUUGUCUCCAUAAGGUCCACCUGCAGAUCACUUCCAAUAGAAAUACUUUGGUAUCCCAAAGUCUCCAGGGGGCUCAUAAUUUCAAGCUCAGUGUCAAUUCAAACAAGUACACCAUCACCUUAAAAUCCAGUAGAGGUGGACCAGGCUUGGUAAAGCUUUUUACAACUAGUACACCCAAUCGCUUGCCUUUCCCAAACUUGCCACCUGACAUCAACCUUUCUGUCUCCAACAGAUCCUGCUCAUCAGCCACAGCCACAUGGGCUGGGACUGGGCCAGGGACCAAGGUCUGUAUCUUUGUAAGGCAUCUAGAGCAGAAUUUAGAUCUGAAGCUUAUCCACAAACACCAAAAUAGCUGUCUUAGCACCAGUGCUCGGUCUAGAGCUGAAAAAGUGUUCUGUAGGCAAGAGGGCCCUGAGACCCUGACAGAAGAACACAUUACAGAUCUUAAGCCUGGAAAAGCCUAUCUCAUAGAUUUAUACUUCCUAGGUCAAUAUAACAGCACCAUCAAAUUCCCUAGUCAUGUUGUGAGAACUCAGGAGCACUGCACCUAAAAAUGUCUGAACAACAUGAACACUAUACUCUAAAACACAUUGUAUGCAAAACAAAAGAAUAAAAAGAUGCAUUUAUGAUAUUAUUCAAAUAUAACUUGUCAAGGAGGAGAAGAACAGUAAUUAUAGGAGGUGAACGCAUACUUUAACAUUUUAAUCAAAGGAACUGACACCAUUUACUGUAAGGUAGAUCCUAAGGCAAUAAAAGAGAAUUGGAGGUGGUGCAAUGGUAUUAUCACAGUUUUCAUAAAUGUUGUGAGGUGAGUUCUAAUGAUUUAUUACUUUACUUGUGUUUUAUAUAUAAUAUAUGUUAAAUCAUUAUGUUAAAAUGCUUAUUUUUUUGGCAAUUUUAUAUAAUUGCUUUUGCAUGAAAGAUCAUGCCUGUUAAUUAACCAGCAGAUAUGCAUAUGCCCAGGACUGGAAUUUCAGGUGUGUCCUAAUAUAUUUGGCAACUUCUAAAAGGAAUUAAUAUCAAAAACCAAAGCAAGAGUUAUAAAUAAAUACCAUUUAGGAAGGGAUGUUUGGGGCAUUAGUAGUACUGGACCACCAUUUAGUCACAUAUCCUGUCAUUCAUUUUUUUUUUAUUCCUGAUCUUGGUAUAAAGAAAACAAAAUAGUCCACAUUGAUCUCACAAAAAUGUCAGAAGACAGGUCACAAUGGAUGUAUAUAUAUCUGAAAAGAUGUGCAUGCAUAUAAAUGAGAUAUAUCUAUAUGUAAAAUAUAUUAUUUAAAACAAUAUGUACAAUAUUUAUGAUGUUCCCUUUUAAACUGGAUUGGGGAAUGAAUGUCGAGGCUGUUAAAAUAUAUAUAAGGAACUUGUGAUGUUUUAUUAUGGAUAUAAUGACAUCAGAAAAUGACCUAAUAAUUAUUAUUAUUAAUAACACAGUUUAGCUUGAUCACCACACGUAGGCCUUGAUUUAAUGCUUUUGGAUAAGCUUUUAAAACGAUUUAAACAUAAUACUUUGAAAAAU